Molecule: messenger RNA, 2822 nt
Organism: Cavia porcellus (domestic guinea pig)
Lineage: Eukaryota; Metazoa; Chordata; Mammalia; Rodentia; Caviidae
Gene: Ergic1
Product: endoplasmic reticulum-golgi intermediate compartment 1
Exons: 10
Coding region: 16-1053 (345 amino acids)
Source: RefSeq, a predicted model, not a curated record
GUGCGGCGGCGGCCAAUGGGCUGCGUGGAGCGUCACUUCCCGGAGGCCGCAGGCGAGUGGCGAGUGGCUGGGGGCGGCGCGGGGGCGGGGCGUCCGAGCAGGCGUUGGCAGCGGGCUUGGACCCACGCGGCGUGCGGCCCCCCUGGCCUGCAGCGCUCCCACCCCGGCGGCGACGGCACGAUGCCCUUUGACUUCAGGAGGUUUGACAUCUACAGGAAGGUGCCCAAGGACCUUACACAGCCAACGUACACCGGGGCCAUUAUCUCCAUCUGCUGCUGCCUCUUCAUCCUCUUCCUCUUCCUUUCAGAACUCACCGGAUUCAUCACAACAGAAGUUGUGAACGAGCUGUAUGUUGAUGACCCGGAUAAGGACAGCGGGGGCAAAAUUGACGUCAGUCUGAACAUCAGUUUACCCAAUUUGCACUGCGAAUUGGUUGGGCUCGAUAUUCAGGAUGAAAUGGGCAGGCACGAGGUAGGCCACAUCGACAAUUCCAUGAAGAUCCCGCUGAACAACGGUGUAGGCUGCCGCUUCGAGGGCCAAUUCAGCAUCAAUAAGGUCCCUGGCAAUUUCCACGUGUCCACACACAGUGCCACAGCCCAGCCACAGAACCCGGACAUGACGCACGUCAUCCACAAGCUCUCCUUCGGGGACACGCUACAGGUCCAGAAUGUCCAUGGAGCCUUCAAUGCUCUGGGAGGAGCAGACAGACUCACCUCCAACCCCCUCGCCUCCCACGACUACAUCCUGAAGAUCGUGCCCACGGUGUAUGAGGACAAGAGCGGCAAGCAGCGCUACUCCUACCAGUACACGGUGGCCAACAAGGAAUACGUCGCCUACAGUCACACGGGCCGCAUCAUCCCUGCCAUCUGGUUCCGCUAUGACCUCAGCCCCAUCACGGUGAAGUACACAGAGAGAAGGCAGCCGCUGUACAGGUUCAUCACCACGAUCUGUGCCAUCAUUGGCGGGACCUUCACUGUUGCUGGCAUUCUGGACUCAUGCAUCUUCACAGCCUCUGAGGCCUGGAAAAAGAUCCAGCUAGGCAAGAUGCAUUGAUGUCCUGCCUGGUCCAGUGGCCAAGAACCAGCAAGACCACCAGCUCUGCCUCCAGCACCCUGUCUGUCUCUGGCCCAGGAUCUGGCUGCAUCCCAAAGUGUGUUGGGAGGUGGGGGGGAAAGGAGGGGGUGGCUCAAGGUUUCCAAGCUACCUCUCUUCCCCAUGUUUAAUUUUAGAUAAAUAACACUGGCUAGAGUGGUGAUAUUCCUUUCCCUCGGGGUCUCCAAGACAAGAGUCAGGCAAGGGGUCUGCUCUAGGAAUGUUGGGGACCAUUCCUGGAAGGGCUACAGUCCCUUCCUUCUUAGGAGCAGCACAGAAUCCUUGGUCAGCUGUCAGCCAGCUUUGACAAUCCUGCAGGGUUUCUCCUACCCCACUGGGCCACACUGAUCACUUGGGUUCUCCUCUGGGCAGCAGUCUGGGCUGUCUACUCUGGGACCAGACUGCUCAAAGGUACUCCUACCUGGAGCCUUCCAUGUGGCUGGUACUUCCCAGACCAGCUCCUGAGAACUGAUAUCGUAGCUGGAACUCUCACUUCCACGAGGUCCCUCCCUGGCCAGGCUCAUGUUUCUUAACCUUAUCCAAUCUGGUUUUUCCAAGAAGCAGUGCCCAAUUGGUUGGGUGGUCUACUCAUUGGUGACAAGGUGGGUCGCAGAGUCCUCUCCUCUCUUGUCCUUGUUCCUCUGAAUCUCACCACCACCACCAAUGUGCCUCAGCUGCUGUGCUGUAGCACUGAUAUUUUGUGGUGGAAAGGAAGGCUUUGUUAGGACCUGCUGAGGCAGGGAAUGGAAGGCAUAUGACUGGGGAGUCAUCCUUGGAGAAGCAGAUGGAUAUGGUUUGUGCACUUGUGUACACAAGGAAAGUGUCCUUCCCUAUAACCCACCAAUAAUGUCUCGGCCUCUUCUGGGCAGCCACCAUUGGUUCCAACACCUCAGCUGGGGGAACAAAGUGGACCAGCACUUACUCUCCCUUUGGGCCUCCUGCUCCAGGGGUCCCCUUACAGGGAUGCCCAGCACUUGGACUGCUGCAGCCCCGUGUGGCCCAGGUGCCAUUGAUCCCUGGGGUGGUGGACUCCAUUGUCUCCCCACUUGCUGCUGAGGGGGGUUCCUACCCUGCUGUUCCCUCUCAUUCUUCCCUUUGUGUCCCGAAAGGGAAGGACAGUGGCCCAGGCAAGAAUUCCUGCCAGGGAAUUUUAGCUAUGCUCUCAUGUCCCAGGAAGAGAGCCCUACCCUUGUUUUUCAUUUAUAUAAAGAUUGUUUGCAUACUUUUGUAAUGAGGGGGAGUUUCCAGUAGAAGGAUUUUUUAAAUUAUCUAUAUGGGAUAGCUCAAGUCUCUGCCAUUUGUAAAUCUUGGCUCUGGUUCCAAUAAGCAAAGCUGUCCCUUUUGCAUAUCAGUUGACUAAUGUGUGUAUAAACUGUUGUUGAUUAUUUCUGGUAUCUGUGGCCACUUGGACUUUUUUUUUUUUUUUCAUUCUGUUCCCUAGUUACAGAAAGAAGUCCGUUUGGUAUGUGACUGUGUGCACCUGUAGAGGGUGACAGGGAGGGGUGGGGGUGGAAAAUGUGUGGCAUGCACAUGAGUUGAAAUUCCACUUUUAAUGCAUUUAAAAAAAAAAAAAAGCUCUUUGAGGGCAUCGGGGAUGUCAGUUUCCUAUGGAAGAGACACCUCUGACCUGUUAUUCUUACAAACAAAAUCUCCAGGGGAAAAACUGUUUUAGUCCUUUCUCCAUGCAUCAGGUUUAAAUAGAUUAGUAAAAUGCUGAUUUUCAGAAGUAA